Messenger RNA from Clonostachys rhizophaga, 2064 nucleotides. NCBI's taxonomy places the organism in Eukaryota, Fungi, Ascomycota, Sordariomycetes, Hypocreales, Bionectriaceae. The record is from the annotation of a GenBank genome assembly.
AUGAAUCACUUCAUUCAUCCGCUGACACGGCCACUCGGUUUCGAACAGGAGGAGAGGCUGGCUCACUUGGAAGAGAAACUUGAUUUCCUCUUGAGUGGGAGCCGGGCAAACCAUCCCGCAUCUCGCCAGAAACAAGACCAGUCUUACGAAGACGCCGCGGACAAUUCCGAGAACUCUUACUCCGGCACUCCCCCGUCCCAACCACAGCAGCAACAGCAACAGCAGCUUCAGAGCCUACCAACACACUCCGCGCCCAGUCGUGGAUCCGCCGUCAUCUCGCCAUGUUCAGAAGCCUCAACCAGUCUGCAGCAUAGCCCUUCGACGAUAUCGGUGGCCAUUACACUGUACUUCCGAUUCUGUCAUAGGCAGCCCAUCUGGUGCUUCGAGCGUGAGGAGGUUAGCGAUUAUGGCUCUCUGCCGGAAGAGCUGAUAUGCAGCAUCUUGACCCUGACCUCGAGGUUCUCUGAGAGGCAGGACCAGGCAGCAUUGUAUUCCAAGAACGCAAAGAGUCUGAUCCUACGCCGGAUAGCAAAUGGCCAGGUUGAGCUGACAACGAUCGAGUCUCUCUGUCUUUUGUCAUGCUCUUCAUUUAUAGAUGGAAAUGCCCACCUCGGACAGUUUCACCUCGGCCUUGCUUUCCAGCUAUGUCGAUCUGCCAUGCUAGACAUGGAAUCCGGCUAUGCCAUCGAGGAUCCAAAUUCAGAGCGGAAGCGUCGGUUGUUCUGGAGUCUUCAACUGCUUGAACAACUCUAUGGAAGGCAAAACGGUCUUCUGAGUCUACCCACCGAGAUUUGGCGGCCCUCGUACUCCCCCGGUGGUGGCUCUCAACUUGAACUAGAUCCGAGAGCACCCAGUCUACCCAGAGACGAGCUCGGCACCCAUGCACGUACUGAGCCGGGGAUCUGGAAUACGAGCGUCCAUCUAGGGUGGGUUUGGAGCCAGGUGAGGAAAUAUGUCUCCGACUGUGCACACAACAUCUUGAAGGAGCCUUGGAGGAACGACUCCAUGUAUGCCAAAGUGGUUUCCGACUUCAUGGAGACGGAAAACAGAAUUCCCAUCUGCCACCGGUACGAUUCGGUCAAGUUCUACGGACGCAAGGUGGACGAACUCAAGAUGAACCGGGACUACUGGGCGCCUUGGAUCAAGGAGCAGUUCAUGUACCAUGCUAUUCCCACAGUGAUGAACCACCCGUUCCUCUAUAUUGUUGGAGCACAACAUAACCCAAAUUUGGCUAUCCCCAAUACAUUCUGGAGGCGGUCCUCUGAACUGGCUUUACUGCAUUCUACCUGGAUUGUCCGCUUCAUUGAUAUGGUGGUCGACAAACAGGUACCCUUGGUUGAUCCCUUCUUUGGGCAUGUUGCUGCCAUAGCUGCCACAGUUCAUCUUUACUACUGUUGCUCGGCGGCCUCAAGACUAAAGCACAAGUCAAAUACGGACUUUGCCAAGUGCCGGAGGUUUUUAAAGGGGUUUCUACCGCACUCCGCAGCCUGUCAAGCACUUGACCGGAGUCUAGACAGGAUGACACGGAUCGCUGCUGGAUCUGAAAGCAUGGACGUCGAAGACUGGAUGCCAUCCAAGAUAUAUCUCAGCGUUCCGCUGAUGUGGGAGAUCCUUCAGUUUGACUUCAUGUCCGACUCCAACGGACGCGGGAUCCCCACGACCGGCCUUCUUGACAAAACUCUCACACCAGCCCCGAUGCACCGGGACAUGGGAGAGAGCUCGACGCUGGAGAUAAUCGUCGCCACAUCCCCUGAGAUCACGAUAGACACAGCCGACGGCGGCCAAGAAGCACCAACUCUACCGUUCAAGUCGUCGAACUUGCCUACUGUGAACACAAACUCCCCACAAACUUCCUCGGUAGGAGACAAGAUGUCUGUAGAGCAGACGGAUGCUCUGACAUUCACCACGACGCCAUGGCUCUAUGCAGACCCGUCGCAGUUUGUGAAUGUCGGUGACAUGGGCUACAGCGGAGAUUCUCAGCAGAUGAUAGGCGACAAUAGAUCGGGAGGCAUGGCCUGGUGGGAGGAUGAAAAUUUCAGCAACAUCAUGUUUAAUCAGUUCUAG